AUGUGGCCCCCCUUCCCCCCUCCCCGUCCCGGGAUGUCGGAAGAAACCCGACAGAGCAAACUGGCUGCGGCCAAGAAGAAGUUGAGGGAAUAUCAGCAGAAGAACAGCCCUGGUAUUCCUGCAGGAGCGAAGAAGAAAAGGAAGAUCAAAAAUGGGAGUAGUCCAGAGACAACCACUUCUGAUGGUUGUCACUCUCCCGAGGAUGCGCCCAAAGACUGCGCCGCUCCUGCCACGCCGACUGUUGAUGACACCGUGUCACCUGAUGGUGUCCCUUCCCGCUGUGCUAGUCCCCCCCGUGUCACUAGCAUGGCGUCAGUUAAGAGUCAUGAUGCAGAAAAUGGCCCUUUCCUCAUGGAUGAAAGCAAAUGUGUGUCAUCUACCGAGAGCCUGCGACAGCUGUCUCAGCAGCUCAAUGGUCUUGUGUCUGAGCCUUCAGCCUACAUCAAUGGAGAGGGCCUGGCAGCGUCUGCUAAUAUGAAGGAUCUGGAGAGCCGGUACCAAGAGCUCUCACUAGCCCUGGAUUCCAGCAAUCUAACAAACAAACAACUCAGUAGCAAGAUAGAGGAAUUGAAACAGCAGAACCAGGAAACCUUGGAUCAACUGGAAAAAGAGAAGAAGGAGUUUGAGCAGAAGCUUGCAAAGGAACAGGGGUCUCUAAGGGAGCAGCUGCAGGUUCACAUUCAGACCAUAGGAAUUCUCGUGUCUGAGAAGACUGAACUACAGACAGCCCUGGCCCAUACACAGCAGGCGGCCAGGCAGAAAGCAGGAGAGUCUGAAGAUCUUGCUAGUCGCCUGCAGUCUUCCCGCCAGCGCAUUGGAGAACUGGAGCGCACCCUGUCUGCUGUCUCCACACAGCAGAAACAGGUGGACAGGCACAACAAAGACUUAACCAAAGAACGAGAUGCCCUGAAGCUGGAGUUAUACAAAAACAACAAAAACAACGAGGACCUGCAGCAGCAGAACUCGGAACUGGACGAGAAGCUUCGAGUGCUGGUAAAUGAGAAGGCAGGCAUGCAGCUCAGGAUGGAGGAGCUGCAGAAGAAACUGGAGAUGUCGGAGCUCCUGCUGCAGCAGUUUUCUAGUCGAUCGAAAACCCCUGAUAGCAGCCAGGAGUUACAGCAGGCCCUGGAAGACCGGGCACACCUGGAGGCCCGUGUGGGGCAGCUGAAAGAUUCACUAAAGCAACUGCAACUGGAGAGAGACCAGUAUGCAGAGAAUCUGAAGGAGGAUAAUGCCAUUUGGCAGCAGAGGAUGAAGCAGAUGUCUGAACAGAUGCACAAAUUGAGGGACGAGAAGGAGCACAGCGUGAGUCAGGUGCAGGAAUUGGAGGCCAGUGUGGCCGAACUGAAGAACCAGAUAGCGGUGCCCCCAGCCCCGGAGCCCCCAGCCAGGCCCUCGGAGGAGGAGCAGCGGCUCCACGAAGAGGCUGAGCAACUGCAGAAGGAACUGGAGAUCCUGGCAGGGCAGCUGCAGGCCCAGGUGAAAGACAACGAAGGUCUGAGUCGCCUGAACCGGGAGCAGGAGGAGCGGCUGCUGGAGCUGGAGCGCGCCGCUGAGUGCUGGGGCGAGCAGGCCGAAGAGCGCAAGCAGAUUCUGGAGAGCAUGCAGAACGACCGCACCACCAUCAGCCGCGCGCUCUCCCAGAACCGCGAGCUCAAGGAGCAGCUGGCUGAGCUGCAGAACGGCUUUGUCAGGCUGUCCAACGAGAACAUGGAGGUUACCACCGCGCUGCAGUCGGAGCAGCAUGUCAAGAAGGAGCUGGCCAAGAAGCUGGGCCAGCUGCAGGAGAAGCUGGGGGAGCUGAAGGAGACGGUGGAGCUGAAGAGCCGGGAGGCUGAGAGCCUGCAGCAGCAGCGGGACCAGUACGUGAGCCACCUGCAACAGUAUGUGGCCGCCUGUCAGCAGCACGUGGCUGCCUACCAGCAGGUGGCUUCCGACAAGGAGUUGCUGCACAAGCAGGUCCUGCUGCAGACCCAGCUCAUGGACCGGCUGCAGCACGAGGAUGUUCAGGUCAAGGUGGCGGCCGAGAAGACCCGCCAAGAGUUAGAGGAGACCCAGGGACGCCUGGAAGCUGCCACCCAGCAGAACCAGCAGCUCCAGGCCCAGCUGAGCCUCAUGGCUAUGCCUGGGGAAGGAGACGACCUGGACAGUGAGGAACAGCACGAGGAGGCUGCCCGGCCCAAGCUGAGCGUGCCGGAGGGCCUGGAGAGCCGAGAGGCCAUGGUGGCAUUUUUUAACUCGGCCCUAGCCGGCGCCGAGGAGGAGCGGGCCCGGCUGCGUGGGCAGCUGAAGGACCAAAGGCUGCGCUGCCAACGCCUGGCUCACCUGGUGGCCCCGGGCCCGCACGUGCCGGACAUGGCCGCGGCCCCCGGGAGUGGGGGCGACAGUGUGCCUGGGGAGACCCACCAGGCCCUCCAGGCGGCCAUGGACAAGCUGCAGAGCCGAUUCAUGGAGCUCAUGCAGGAGAAGGUGGAGCUGAAGGAGCGGGUGGAAGAGCUGGAGCAUCGCUGCAUCCAGCUUUCGGGAGAGACGGACACUAUUGGAGAGUAUAUAGCCCUUUACCAGAGUCAGAGGGCAUUGCUCAAGGAGCGGCACCGGGAGAAGGAGGAGUACAUUAGCCGGCUGGCUCAAGACAAGGAGGAGAUGAAGGUCAAAUUGCUGGAGCUACAGGAGCUGGUGCUCCGCCUGGUAGGCGAGCGCAAUGAGUGGCAGGGCAAGCUCCUGGCCACUGUCCAGAACCCUGCUGGGGAGCCCAGUGCAGCACCUCCAGCCCAAGAGCUUGGCGAUGCCAAUGGCCAGGGUGAUCUUCGAGAGGUGAGCCUGGCCGACAAUGAUAGUGUGGCACCUCCCCAGGGAGAGGCCCUGGUGGGCCGCAGUGCCCCUGAAAACCCCACCGCACAGCAGAUCAUGCAGCUGCUGCGUGAGAUCCAGAACCCCCAAGAACGCCCAGGCUUGGGCAACAACCCCUGCAUCCCCUUCUUCUACCGGGCUGAUGACAAUGACGAGGUGAAGAUCAUGGUGAUUUAAGCACCUGUCACCAACAAGCAAAAUCUGAAGAAAUGAGGCCGGGGGCUCUGCCCCCACCCUGUCCCUACCACCCUAUCAUUCCUUCCCAGUCACCCUUUUCUCC
Odobenus rosmarus divergens (Pacific walrus) is the source of this 3130-nucleotide messenger RNA. RefSeq names its product golgin A2 (gene GOLGA2). Gene Ontology annotation, biological process: Golgi organization; spindle assembly. Gene Ontology annotation, cellular component: Golgi apparatus; Golgi cisterna membrane; Golgi cis cisterna. Gene Ontology annotation, molecular function: protein binding. Bases 1 to 3027 code for a protein of 1008 amino acids. The transcript has 26 exons. Lineage: Eukaryota; Metazoa; Chordata; Mammalia; Carnivora; Odobenidae. The record is from RefSeq and is a predicted model, not a curated record.